GUCGCACCAAGCUGACCAAACCUGCAGCGACAGCAAGCAAGAUAGAUUGCAGGCAAAGUGAAGCUUAAAAGUCAAAAGAAACGACCGAUCUGCCGCUCGAUGCCCUAUCCCAUCCUGUCCCAUCCUACCCUGCCUCACCUCACCCUACCUCUCUUCCUAGCUCACCCUAACCUCGUCCUGCCUCGUCCUACCUUCACCCCUACCUCACCCCUACCUUACCCUCCACUACCUUAUUUUCCCACCUUCUCGAUCUGGCGUGGUGCUGGAUUUGCUGCGGUGUUCUUUUCUUUUCUUUUUUCUUUUUUCCCUCCUCUGUAUUAUUCCCGCAGCGGUAGGCAAGGUGGUGAGGCGAUGUCAGAUGUUGGUGGGAAUUUUUUUUUUUCCCAGGCAGUACCUUUCCCUCGGGUCCACGGGCACCAUGCCCAAUUUGAGGAAGUCGACCGCCAAGCGCCAAGUCGUGCCAGACAGGGGCGGAGAAGAGAGAGAGAGAGAGAGAGAGAGAGAGAGAGCCAGGUAGGUAAGUGUACUCAGAGAAGAGAACGGCCGCGUACAUCCACACACCCACCCGCUCAACACACUAAAUUCGCUAGCACCACAGGCUUUCUCAUGAAACUCGCUUCUGGUUUAGGCAGUUUAUCCGAUCGAUACGAUCGAUUUUGAUAGCGACUGGCUGGGUGGAGAGUUUUAGAAUCGACAACGGUGAUGUCCUCCCCCUCCCUUCCAACCACCCACCAUCUACGUUGCUCGUCCGUCGUGCAUACGCAAGUAGGUAUAGUAGGAGGUAGCCAGAGAAGCGCAGGGAGGGGGAACUGUUAUGAUGUCCUGUCUAGGCUAGCUACCUACCGUGUUCGAUGCAUAGCCAGUUGGUCGGUUAGUCAGUGGAUAGUCAGCUUACUAGCGUCGCCUGGCAUUCUCAUACCAACAGUGGUGAGCGAGUCGAUGAAGAUGUGUACACGU
Durotheca rogersii is the source of this 957-nucleotide messenger RNA. RefSeq lists its product as uncharacterized. The transcript has a single exon. The record is from RefSeq and is a predicted model, not a curated record. The coding region runs from base 100 to 660 and encodes 186 amino acids. NCBI's taxonomy places the organism in Eukaryota, Fungi, Ascomycota, Sordariomycetes, Xylariales, Xylariaceae.